ACAGUUAUAGGAAUAAACUAUCAUGCCCAUUUGCGCUUUAGAAACCCAAUAUAAGUUUUUCAGAAUGUUUAGAAACUACAAAAGCAUCCUAAAUUUUAGUAUCAGUUGGUUGAUGGUUUUUUGUUUUCUUUUUUGGACAUCACAUCUGAAAUAUACAACAUGAACCAUAAUUUUACUCUAGACUUGGUGGAUGUUUUUUUUUUUUACAGAAUUAGAUUUCCAAUCAAUCCCUUUUCAAGCUGAACAGCUGAAGAUUGAAAAUACCACCUCUGGAAUCGGAACAGCGUCAGGAAACGAAGUAGGAAACCUUACCACCCAAGGUAUAAGAGAACCUGUUCCACGUAGCAGAACAGAAUCACAAAGCAGCAGAAAUUCUUCAGGUACUUACAUUAACAUACAAGUGUUUGAUGAACAAGUCCGAGUUGUUAAUUUUGCUACAAUGACGUAUGGGGAGCUUGCAAAAGGCAUAAGCUCUAAGGUCUUCGAUAUAUUUGAUAAAAAGGAUAAACCAAAUGCAAAGUUUAUACUACAAGACCAGGCAGGGAAUACCUUUGACGUGUACGCCAAAGUAGAUCCAACUUGUGCAAUCGUGGUAGUGGAGGCAAGCCAAGACGGUGAAUGGCAGUGGUGCAUUACGCCUGAUGGUUUGGAAGAUAAAUAUUAAGUGUAUGGUGAAGAUGACAAGUGGAGUUGAAUAAAGGUCUCCCUCUAAUAUAAGACCCUUUCAAUUAAAGACCAAUUAAAGACCACAUUCCUGUGUUCCCAAAUUAACCGAUGUCUUUUAUCUUUAUUAUUCUAAUUAGAGACCAAAGCUGCUAAAAACCAUGUAAACCCCAGACUCAAAAUUGGUCUUUAAUUUGAGGGGUAGAACCUCCUUGGUGGUCAAGAUUAGGGUCCUGGGUUCAAUUCCUGCCUCUGUAACAGGAUGUUUUCUCAUGACCAAGCAAGCUCCACUCCAUAAUCCUAAUAAUGAGACUUAUGUAGAGCAUCUUGUUUAUGUGUUUGUCAUGUGAAAAGGAUUGCCACUUAGUAAAGUGAUUUUAAUCACUUUACUAAGUUCGCUUUUUGCAUAUCCUUGGCCCUGAGCAUAAAAUUUAAAUAAAUGAUAUUUUUAAAAAAAUAUCUUUGUAUGGUAGUAUUGCUGCUUUCAUGAUACAGUUAAACUUGCCUAAGUCGACUGUGCCUAAGUCAAAUAAUUUCUAAUAUGAUCAUAUUUUACAUACCAAAUUAUUGUGUUUUCCAUUAAUUAACAAUCUGUAAGUUGAACUUUAUUAAAGUUCAACAAUAUUUCAGUGGCAUUUUGGAUUCGAAUUAGGCAAGUUCAACUGUACAUUGUAUACAUUUUUCUAUAGAAAAGACAGAAUUACGUUCAUUGAUUUUUCCUUUAAAAGGUCUUUCAGCACUUCGCGUUUUUAAGACCAAUAGAACAAAAGCAAUUAGAAGGGGAGAAACAUUGAACAACAAAACAAACAUUUACCGUAGUUCACUGAGUAAAAGGCCAUCUUGGGAUGGGGUAUACUUCCACCCAAUACUUUACUGCCUAUACCCGAAGAACUAUAGUAAUUUAAAACAUUUAACAAAAAAAAAAAA
Messenger RNA from Anneissia japonica, 1590 nucleotides. RefSeq lists its product as uncharacterized. The transcript has 4 exons. Bases 191 to 664 code for a protein of 157 amino acids. Lineage: Eukaryota; Metazoa; Echinodermata; Crinoidea; Comatulida; Comatulidae. The record is from RefSeq and is a predicted model, not a curated record.